This is a messenger RNA of Pochonia chlamydosporia 170, 1311 nucleotides long. Its product is annotated as metallophosphoesterase. NCBI's taxonomy places the organism in Eukaryota, Fungi, Ascomycota, Sordariomycetes, Hypocreales, Clavicipitaceae. The record is from RefSeq and is a predicted model, not a curated record. Gene Ontology annotation, molecular function: hydrolase activity, acting on ester bonds. The transcript has 2 exons. Bases 1 to 1311 code for a protein of 436 amino acids. Gene Ontology annotation, cellular component: cytoplasm.
AUGUUGACCUUGGUGGUGCUGGUUGUGCUCUCUGCACUUACAGGAGUUACGGUUCAAUCUCCCGCUCGAUUAUUAGACACCCAGGAACCAGAAUCCUACCAGGAUAACAACAAGAUUCGCCAUCCGCUUUCAUUUGACAAGGACGGAACAUUUCAAAUAUCCAUAUUUGAAGACUUGCACUUUGGAGAGAACGCCUGGGACCAAUGGGGUCCGCAACAAGACAUAAACUCGGUCAAGGUCAUCAACAGCAUCCUCGACAACGAAACGCCGAACCUCGUAGUUCUCAACGGCGACUUAAUCACCGGUGAAAAUACCUAUCUUGAGAACAGCACCGAGUACAUCGACCAGAUUGUCGAGCCGCUGGUUUCCCGAGGUCUAACAUGGGCAUCUACGUAUGGCAAUCACGAUCACAACUUUAACAUUUCUGGAGCAGGGAUACUUGCUCGUGAAAAGAAGUGGCCCAACUCCAGAACCAAAAGCAUGGUUCCUGGCCGCAACGCUGGUGUGACAAACUACUAUCUGCCCGUCUAUUCCGAUGGCUGCAAGACAUGUAACUGCACGCCCGAGAUGAUUCUAUGGUUCUUCGAUUCCCGCGGCGGUUUUUACUUCCGGGAACGAAAUGCCGACGGCAGCCAAGUCGGCCAACCAGACUGGGUCGACGUCUCUGUAGUAAACUGGUUUCAAUCUACAAAUGCCAGAAUCAGACAACGCUUCGGCAAGAUUAUCCCAUCGCUGGCAUUCGUACACAUACCCACCAAUGCAUCCGUGGCUGUACAGACCGAGCAUGGAAGAGAUAGUGUAAACCCCAAUAACGAACCUGGCAUCAACGACGAUUUCCCGCUCGCUCAACAAGCCCAAGGCUGGUGUGAGGACGGAAGCAAUGGCAAAAAUUGCACAUACGGCGGCCAAGACGUGCCCUUUAUGCAAGCCAUCACCACGACACCUGGUCUCAUUGCCAUUUUCUCAGGCCAUGACCAUGGCGCAACAUGGUGCUACAAAUGGGACCACCUAGUUCCCGGAAUGACUGUUGCAGGAAACGGCAUCAACCUCUGCUUCGGCCAGCACUCUGGUUAUGGCGGCUACGGCAACUGGAUCCGCGGAGCCAGACAAGUUCGUCUGUCAAAAGACACAUUCAGCCGGCAGAAGUGGGAGGCCGAAACGUGGAUUCGGCUGGAAAGUGGCUCCGUGGUAGGGAGUGUAAAUCUGAAUGCUACCUAUGGGAAGGACUGGUAUCCAGCUACGCCAAACGACAAGACGUACUGUCCUACCUGUAAUUAUACCGUCAUUACGCCGGGUCCGAGGAGACGCUGA